Molecule: messenger RNA, 1038 nt
Organism: Erythranthe guttata (spotted monkey flower)
Lineage: Eukaryota; Viridiplantae; Streptophyta; Magnoliopsida; Lamiales; Phrymaceae
Product: protein NUCLEAR FUSION DEFECTIVE 6, mitochondrial
Cellular component (GO): mitochondrion
Source: RefSeq, a predicted model, not a curated record
AUGUUUAAUUCAUAAAGGUAAAGAGAAAACGAAGCUAAAACCCAAGCAAAGCCCUACUUCUCUCUCGUCGGCGCAUUCGAUCUGUCUGCACUUUCAUCCGCCAUGGCCGCCGUCGCCGCCGCCAGGUCAGUCCUGCGGUCCGCCACUACGUCCGCUCGUAGCGCCGCCCCGAGACUCUCCGCCGGCGUCAAGCCUAAAGCUGCUCCAUCUCCAUUUCGCAUCCCAUCUCAAAAUCCCCAAUCUGCUCGCAUUUUUAGGUCUCCGGUGGAAUUGAGCAGUGUUAGCGUGGUGUCGAUGUUACCGUAUCACACUGCAACCGCAUCUGCGCUGCUUACUUCCAUGCUCUCCGUUGCUCCUCGUGGCCAGGCUUGGAGCAUUGAAGGGUUGUGAUUACUGCUCAUUGGCUGAUUUUCAGUUUGAAGAUUUUCGAAAUUGUCAACUUUUAUUUAAGCUCAACAUAUAAGCUUCAGACAGUAACUGGCUUUUCAGAACCAUAGUCGUGAAAAAUUGAAACCUCUGUUUUUUGCUUGACUUUUUGUAGCUGCAUGUGGCUGAAUUAGUUUCGUUUCUAUCGCGCCGUCCAUAAGAAAUGUUUCUUUUUUCCUGUGUUGUAGAUGGAUGAUUGUUAGAAUGUGUUGUGAUGCGGUGGCAUUUCUUGAUAAUUCCAUGGAUGUCAAUCGACAUGUAAUACUCUACUUGGAAGACACAUUUUUCUGCGUCAAAUUGUAAUUUGAAGUCCAAAUUGUUAAGCUAUAUCCUUCAGUCGCCCUUUAAAGCCCGUUUCCCCACCUUGGAACUAGAUACAAUAAUAACAUAUGCUGCAUUAGCUAGCUCCCUUAGUUCCUGUUUUCGGUGGAUUAUUUCUUCUUUUUUUUUUUUAGUUGUUGUGUUCGUUGGAAAAACUCGGUCGUCUGUUUAGAUAUAUAUUGAUAAAAAAUUGAUUGUCCAGGAAACUAAUGUCUUUUGGUGCUAUUCUCACCAUGGUGUAACCAGAUAUGAACGGAAAAAUGGUCUUUCAUAAGGAUUUCUUUAAGUUUA